UUGCAUAUUGGGAAGGUAACAGCUAAAGCUUUUUUUUCUGAGAGAGAGAUAGAGAGAUAUGGCUAAGAAAAUGGUGUCAAAGGUAGUAAUAGCAGUUCUGAUGAUGCUAGCCAUGGUAGCUGCAACAUCUUUUCCAACGGCGGUGAAUGCGAAAGAACUCGAUGCCAAGCAACAACAAACUACCUCUAUUGAUCAGAUCCGUAAUAAGGCUAAAGCAUGUUGUAACAAUUGCCUAUGUACAAAAUCAAUACCGCCACAAUGCCAGUGUACAGAUCGGAAGAAGAAUUGCUACAGAGGAUGCAAGAGGUGUAGGUGCACCAAAUCUUCGCCUCCUAAGUGUCGUUGCAUGGACAUAAGGAAAAAAUGUUAUCCGAAAUGCCGUAUUUCUUCUUCACUGCCUCCACCACCACCAUCUAGUAGCAGGUGCAGCCCAAAGUGUAAAGUAUGUAUGUGCACAAAAUCAUUCCCUCCUAAAUGCUCUUGCAGGGAUGCACCAACACCGCCACCAUCAUCGAGUUGCAAUCCAGAUUGUAAGAUGUGUUUGUGCACAAAAUCAUACCCUCCUAAAUGCUCUUGCAAGGAUUCACCACCACCACCACCACCACCGUCCAGUUGCAGUCCUGAUUGUAAGAUGUGUUUAUGCGCAGAAUCAUACCCUCCUAAAUGUUAUUGCAAGGAUGCACCACCACUACCACCACCGUCUAGUUGCAGUCCAAAUUGUAAGAUGUGUCUGUGCACAAAAUCAUUCCCUCCUAUAUGCUCUUGCAAGGAUGCACCACCACCACCACCACCACCACCACCAUCAAGUUGCAGUCCAGAUUGUGAGAUGUGUAUAUGUACACUAUCAUUCCCUCCUAUAUGCUCUUGCAAUGAUAUACCAACACCACCACCACCGCCGUCUAGUUGUAGUCGUCAUUGUAAAAUGUGUAGAUGCACCAAAUCACUUCCUCCACAAUGCUCUUGCAUGGAUACACCAACAGUACCACCUCCUCCUUCUGGUUGCAAACCAGAAUGCCAGCAGUGUAGUUGCUCAGAAUCCUACCCUCCUAUAUGCUCUUGCAAGGAUGACUGAUUUCAUAGCCAAACUUAAGUCUGUAUGUCAAUCGAUCUAGAUCUACAUGAAUUUGGAUUACUUUCAAUGUAUCUUGUUGGGUGAUAUUUCUGUUAAUAUAUAUCCUUAUUUAUCCUA
Molecule: messenger RNA, 1189 nt
Organism: Papaver somniferum (opium poppy)
Lineage: Eukaryota; Viridiplantae; Streptophyta; Magnoliopsida; Ranunculales; Papaveraceae
Product: protein PYRICULARIA ORYZAE RESISTANCE 21-like
Exons: 3
Coding region: 59-1072 (337 amino acids)
Cellular component (GO): extracellular region
Molecular function (GO): serine-type endopeptidase inhibitor activity
Source: RefSeq, a predicted model, not a curated record